AUGAAUCGCAUCAACUUGGAUAUAGAAGAAGAGUUUGAUCCUUCUUUACUUGGCUUGCAAAUAGCAAACCACAUUUCAACGGCAUCGCCAGGAUCUCAAGCUGAAGUUCGAGAGGAGCUCUUGCAGGAUGGUGUUCAGAUUGAUCGAUUAGACAGACAUAAGAUCGGCAACGACCGAUCUCAUCCCGUUCAUAACAACCCCAAUCCCCAAUCUCAGAAUCAGAAUGUCAGGAAACAUACAGCUCUAGAGUUAUUACGAGCUAUAAGCGAAUCGUACAUACCCGUCAGUUCGCAUAAUACAGCAUCAUCAUCAUCAUCAUCAUCAUCAUCACCCCCUAUCAUCGCUGCAAAUGGAAACGAAGUUCAUGGCAAAAUUCACAAUGUUUCUCCACUUAUCAGCGGUAUCAGCCAUGAAGAACCGAUAGCUCGAGAUUUUGUUGAUGAAGUCAAUUGUCCGCCACCUCAUUUAGUCAACGGGGUCUACAACACAUCUUGGGCAGAUGAUCGGCACAGCGGCCAUGGCGAACAACAGUCAAUAUCUUCGGAAAUAGAGCAAGUAGAUUCUUGUCUGUCUACAAUCAUCAGCUCAGGAGAUACAGCAUCGUAUGAGGAGCCAGAUAUGAAACCUCGUUCGUACGUCAAGAUCAUCCGUGCGAGAAUACCGGGUAGUAAGCGAUAUCGACAAGCCAUAAGGGUAUACCGACCACCUCCGGCGUCAACUUCCAUCGACGAUACGACCAUCGAUCCUUCAAUCGCAUCUGCUCUGGUUCCAGAACCAGAAAUAGAGUCAGAGAUGCAUUCACAAUUCCAAAAGGACAUUUAUCAUACAUUUGGUAAAGACCUGAUUGACAAGAUCGUUCAUCAAUCUAAAUUGAAUUCGACAAGUGGAGCAACAUUCCCAUCGAUAUUAAGAGAUCUAUUCCCCUCUCUUUCGGAUGUACAUACCACCCUGAAGAUCGUUAAUCAUAUGAGAAGACAAGUGGAUCUACCAAUCUUAGAAUUUAGACGAAUGAACAGAAUAGAAUUGAGGAAACUUAUAGCUAAAAUGAGAGAAGGAUUGUUUAUCGAUCUGGUAUCAGCUCUGAUCUUACCUUUAGCUCAGGAUAAUCCGAGAAAAGCUGGAGAAGGGAAGGGGACGGAUACUGAAUUCGCAACUACGGAUGAAGAGAAAGUCAAAGUAACUCUCACACCGACAAACUUGAAAAUUAUGGAAAAGAAAUUACCUAAAGUCUUUCCUGGCGAGAAGAGCUUGAUUAAGAGUUUUCUCAGCGAGGAUUAUAAAUAUGCUUACGGUGAGAAUAUGGGACAUGUAAUCUGGCAGGGCGGGAUCGGGAAGGUUAGGGGGAAAGGUGAAGGGGGCUUUAGAGGCAAAGAGGAUAUUGAGGGGGAUACGCAUAUCUAUGUGGAUCACUCGAAUAUCCUGCAUGGUCUCCUACAACACCUCUACGCUAAUCCGUCUGACGCCCUACCACCUCGACAUUUACGCACCCUAUCUCUCCCUGCUUUAUCACUCUUACUUCGAAGAGGAAGAUACACUCCACCUGGAUCACUGCAUCUUGUAGCUUCAUCGCCUCUACAGCAGAACCUAGAUGUGUUGGUCAGACUAGGAUGGGAAAUAUCAGUGUUGAAACGGGUGGAACUGUACGAAGAUGAAAUCGAGGAUUCCACCUCGGUUAAGAUAAUCAAUAAGGCGCAAACUAAAUUACCCACAGCAACUUUAACGGGUAAUGCUGGAUUGGGAGGAGGGGUGAGAAGGUAUAAGGAACAAGGUGUAGAUGAGAUCCUACAUUUGAAGAUACUACAAAUUCUCAACGAGAAGGGUAUGACCCCUAAUAAAUCCGCGAAAGCAACGAAUACGAAUACUCUGGUGUUAGCUACUGGCGAUGCGAGAGGAGGUCAAUUCAAUAAAGAUGGAUUCCCAGGUGCCGUAAGGGAAGCGAUCAAGAGAGGAUGGAAUGUUGAAUUGUGGUCUUUCACUUCGGGUUUGUCGAGAGCGUGGAAGGAUAUUGCUAGAAGGGAAAGAUGGUAUGAAAUGGGUAAAUUCACCAUUUGGGCGUUGGAUGAUUGGGCGGAACAGUUAGUGGAAGUUGGCGAAGAAGAUUAUUAUUGA
Messenger RNA from Kwoniella botswanensis, 2109 nucleotides. RefSeq lists its product as uncharacterized. The coding region runs from base 1 to 2109 and encodes 702 amino acids. Lineage: Eukaryota; Fungi; Basidiomycota; Tremellomycetes; Tremellales; Cryptococcaceae. The record is from RefSeq and is a predicted model, not a curated record. The transcript has 4 exons.